This is a messenger RNA of Eremomyces bilateralis CBS 781.70, 1323 nucleotides long. Its product is annotated as HET-domain-containing protein. The transcript is spliced from 2 exons. Lineage: Eukaryota; Fungi; Ascomycota; Dothideomycetes; Eremomycetales; Eremomycetaceae. The annotation marks the transcript as partial. The record is from RefSeq and is a predicted model, not a curated record.
AUGUCGGAAUAUCGUUAUUCUCAGCUUUCGCUACCCACCAGCAUCCGCCUCCUUCGACUGCUACCAAGCGAAAAGGACGCAAAGAGCUUACGAUGCGAACUCUUCGAUUAUCGCUUACGAAACUCAAAUAAACCAUCUCAUCCUUACGAAGCACUAUCGUACGUUUGGGGCAGCGAGGACAAACCACAGACCAUCAUUAUCGAUAACCAAAGUUUGGAUGUUACGCAAAAUCUCUACACGGCGCUUCUACAUCUCCGAGACCAUGGCUGUUCUCGAAUCAUCUGGAUAGAUGCUAUUUGCAUCGACCAAGCAAAUGAUAAGGAAAAAGAAGAUCAGAUCCCGUUAAUGGCAGAGAUUUACGCCAAAGCACACCGUGUAGUUGUUUGGCUUGGGGAGGCUGAGAACGAUAGCGAUCGAGCGCUUGAGGCAAUACGUCUCACAGGCGAGACCACUGCAAGGAUAUCAAACACAGAAUUAGACCAAACGGCAUUUCUGCAACUGCUUCAACGGCCAUGGUUUCGGCGAAUUUGGGUUCUGCAAGAAAUGGCAGCAGCCCGACAUAUUCUGAUCAUAUGUGGUUCUAUAGAGAUUGAUGGUCAUGCCUUCUGCUCAGGUCUAGACGUUUUAGGUGCAGGCUUCAAAUUCUCCACGAGUCAAGUUGCCUUCUUGAUCCGAGGAGCAAUAUUCCGGUCUAGGAAUAUGUCGCGAAAGCAGGGGAUACUCUCGCUAGAUAUUUGUUCUCUAGGCGAGCUCAUUGAUAUGUACCAUUCCCAUCAGGCAACGAAACGCCACGACAAGGUAUAUGCCUUGCUCGGCAUGUGCUCGGACGAUUUAAGUACAGCUGGCCUAGAGCCUGACUAUAGUCUUCCGUGGAGGGUGCUUAUGCAGCGCGUGGUCAAGUUCCUUCUUAGUGAUCAUGUCUCCGUUGAUACCUGGAACGAAAAGGAGACGGCGGUUAUUAAGAGCAAGGGCUGUGUACUUGGCAAGGUGGCAACGGUAGGUAUCAACAAUGUUUCGGGUGGUAGACAAAAUGUGAAAGCCAUAAUCAAGACAUCACCAGGGUGUGGAAUAAGUGGGAGCGCUAGUUGGCUUCUGCAGACCUCGGCCAAAUCCAUUCAAAACGGAGACCUGAUAUGUCUGUUGCGAGGAGCCUUAAUGCCCACGAUCGUCAGAUUACGGGGGGAUCAUUUUACAGUUGUUGUAAUCGCGGCCGUACCUCCGAAGCACAUACAUGCAAAGAAUAAUGAUGUUGAGUGGUCGGAACUUGCGCAAUCGGCAUCUUUCAUACGCGAUUUUCUUCUUAUUUGGGACUGGGAAACCUCC